CCAUCCCUGAACUACCACAGCAGUGCAAUUUUGGCAGCAGCACUCGACACCCUCACGGUUCCCUACCGGCUCUGGUCGUCCCAGGGCUCCAUGGUGCACUUUGCUGACUCCCUCACCUUCUCUGGGAGGAAGGUUGUGGCUGCGUGGGCAUCUCUCCCCUUCCCUGCCUUUCCCGGCUCCUCGCUCCCAGAGAUUUUAAGUGCCCACCAGCAGGACAUGCCCUGGAAGCUCCUCCUGCCCUCCUGGAGGGAGCAAAAGGUCAGCUGCUGUUUUGCUCAGUCUGUUGUGCUCCGAGGAGUUUGCAAAGAAAGGCCCAGCAGCAGCUCCCUGGGACAGCAGCCCCGGAUGCCCCUGCAGGGCUGUGAGAGCCCCGAGGAGAUGCUCCAGCUCUACCUCCACACCCACUUCCCAGGCUCCUUCAGCACAGCCCACGUGCUCCAGCAGCCCUGCGACACCCGACCUCCCUUCCCCCAGUUCUUCUCUCCUCUCCUGACCAGACAAGGCUUCCUCCAGGACAAAGCUCUGGGUCACUCCUCGGCAGGGCCCAGCAGAGGUGUGCAGAGCAUCCCCGUGCUGGCAGCCCUGCAGGCCUCCCCUGUCCUGCACCAGCUGCUCUUGGGCCUCUGGCAGGACCUGCGGGCGCGGAACAUGCGGCGCUGGAGCAGCUUCUUCACGGCCGGGGUGGAACAGGACGACUUCCAGCAGGCCCUGGAGGAGCUCAAGACUCUGUCCCAGUGCUAUGAAACGGGCUUUGGGGGGGAUGGCUCCGAGGAUGAGGCGGAUUCAGACUGA
Molecule: messenger RNA, 792 nt
Organism: Neopelma chrysocephalum (saffron-crested tyrant-manakin)
Lineage: Eukaryota; Metazoa; Chordata; Aves; Passeriformes; Pipridae
Product: protein misato homolog 1-like
Exons: 5
Biological process (GO): mitochondrion distribution
Cellular component (GO): cytoplasm
Source: RefSeq, a predicted model, not a curated record